AUCGUUCUUUCGCUAUCCGCUUCUGCUAUCGCUCGCUUUGUUUAUCACUUGAUGAUAAUCCUUGGUGAUCAUCCAGAUCUUUCUGUUACUGCAGUAGUGCGAGGAGACUAACGUAUACAGCAUGUAAAAGCUGGUAAUUUUGUGUAUAAAGGUUAUGGAAACAACGAACCGAGCAAAAAUAUUCCCUAUAAAUCAUCAUGAUUAAAUGUAUGAACAAUAGAAGUUUAACAAUUCCUGCUGGUCAGCCAAUAUGCUUGGGGUUAAAUAUAUGCAGUUAACGCUUUACUUUUCAACAAGGCUUACCAUCUCAAUCAUUCAGGGCUUGAGAAGAAAAGUUAUGUUAUAUAUGCAAAGAAAGCAAGUAGUUCUCUGAAAAAUUAAAAAAUAUAUAUAUUCUAUCGAUUUUUGUAAAAUAUAUAUAAGGCACAAUAUCAGCAUAUCUGAUAGAUGGUUCUGCUUAACUUAAUACAUACUUAAGUUUUAACAUGAUGAAAACUUUUAAUGAGAUCUAACUUGUGUUGCAGAAGAUUUUCUAAAAAGCAUACCUUAGCGAGGCAUAUUCGAACACCUAUGAAAGAAUAGCCUAUCUGAGGGUCAUAGAAUAUAAAAUAUUUUCUAACCAAAGGACUCAUAUUUGGAAUAUAUGCAAGUUUACGAAAGAAUUCUGCAAAAUGAGUAGUAAAAUGUUUUCUACGCAGGAAUAUAUAAUACCACAAAUCUCGACGCAUAUUAAAAAGAAACAAUUUGUUUGCAAUGUGUGCGAUAAAAUAUUUUCUCACAAAGGAAAUUUAAAGACACAUUUAAAGACGCAUACGAAAGAGAAACCGUAUGUUUGUGAGAUUUGCAGUAAAGCGUUUUCUGAGCUAGGAAGUUUAAUGAGACAUUUAAGGACGCAUACCAAAGAGAAACCGUAUGUUUGUGAAUUUUGCAGUAAAACGUUUUCUGAAACAGGAAAUUUAAAGACACAUUUACUGACUCAUACGAAAGAGAAACCAUAUAUUUGUGAGAUAUGCAAUAAAGCGUUUUCUGAGCUAGGAAGUUUAAUGAGACAUUUAAGGACGCAUACCAAAGAGAAACCGUAUGUUUGUGAGUUUUGCAAUAAAACGUGUUCUGAGCUAGGAAAUUUAAAGAUACAUUUACUGACUCAUACGAAAGAGAAACCAUAUAUUUGCGAGAUAUGCAAUAAAGCGUUUUCUCAACGGGGACAUUUAAAUAUACAUUUGAGGACGCAUUCCAAAGAGAAACCAUAUGUUUGUGAGACUUGCAAUAAAGCAUUUUCUCUGCGAGGACAUUUAAAGGCGCAUUUGAGGACGCAUACGAAAGAGAAACCGUAUGUUUGUGAGAUUUGCAGUAAAGCUUUUUCUGAGCUAACAAUUUUAAAGAAUCAUUUUAGCACGCAUACGAAAGAGAAACCAUAUGUUUGUGAGGUUUGCAAUAAAGCGUUUUCUCUUCGAGGACAUUUAAAGAUACAUUUGAGGACGCAUACGAAAGAGAAACCGUAUGUUUGUGAGGUUUGCAGUAAAGCGUUUCCUGAACCAGGAAGUUUAAAGAGACAUUUAAGGACGCAUACUAAAGAUAAACUAUAUAUUUGUAAGAUAUGCAAUGAAGCAUAUUCUCGACGUGAAAAUUUAAAGAAACAUUUGCUGACUCAUACGAAAGAGGAACCGCACUUUUGAAAUUUAUGCAAUAAAAUUUUUUCUGGUGGAAACGUUUUAUAUUAAUAUUUUCUGACGCUUGCGAAACAAAAACUUCUGUGUGUAAUAAAGCAUUUACUGCAAGAGUAAAUUUGCAGUUCCAGUUACGAACCGAUUCUAACGAGUGGCUGUUGUGUUUGUCGAAACAUUAUAAGGAGAUGGAGGAAUUUAUUGACGAAUGCAAAAGUAAACUCGCCUGGUUGUAAGAUGUGCAACAAAACGUUUUCUCUGCGAGGAAAUAUGAAAGUGCGUUUAUAGGUUCAUACGAAAUGAAAAUGAGAGCAAUAAAGCCUACUCUAAAUCGGUUAUGGAGCCAACCAAAAGAGCAAAAAUAUUGCCUAUAAAUCAUCAAGAUUAAAUAUAUGAAGAAUAGAAGUUUGACAAUUCCUGCAUGUCAGCCAAUAUGCUUAAAGUUAAAUAUAUGCAGUUAACUCUACUUUUCAACAAGGCUUACGACCUCAUCCACUCGGUGAUGGAGAAGAAAAACUAUUAUGUUAUAUAUGCAAAGUAAGCAAGUAGUUCUCUGAAAAGUUAAAUAAAAAAAUUAUUUAUUCUAUCGAUUUUUGUAAAAUAUAUAUCAUGCGCACUAUCAGCAUAUCUAAUAGAUACUUUUGCAUAACUUCAUAGAUAUUUAUGUUUUAACAGGAUGAAAACUUUUAAUCAGAUCUUAUUUGUGUUACAAAUGAUUUUCUAAAAAGCAUGCUUUAGCGAAGCAUAUUCUAACACCUGUGAAAGAAACGCCUAUCUGUGGAUCAUACAAUAUAAAAUAUUUUCUAAUCAAAAUACUCAAAUUUGGAAUAUAUGCAAGAUUACAAAAGGAUUCUGCAAAAUGUGUACUAAAGUCUUUUCUACGCAGGAAUAUGAAAUACCAUAAAUCUCGAUGCUUGUUAAAGAGAAACCAUUUGUUUGUAAUGUGUGCGAUAUAAUAUUUUCUCCCAAAGGAAGUUUAAGGCACAUUUUAGGACGCAUAUGAAAGAGAGUCCGUAUAUUUGUGGGGUUUGCAGUAAUGCGUUUUCUCAUGAAAGAAAUUUAAAGAUACAUUUAAGGACGCAUACAACAGAUAAUCCGUAUGCUUGUAAUGUGUGGGAUAACGUAUUUUCUCACGAAGGAAAUUUAAAGACACUUUUAAGGACGCAUACGAAACAGAAACCGUGUGUUUGUGACGUUUCCAGUAAGAAGUUUUCUCAACGAGGAAAUUUGAAUGUGUAUUUACUGAUGCAUAUAAAAGAGAAACCAGAAAUUUGUGAGAUAUGCAAUAAAAGUUUUCUCUACGAGGACAUUUAAGGACACAUUUAAGGAUGCAUACGAAAGAGAAACCAUAUAUUUGUGAGAUAUGCAAUAAAGCGUUUGCUCUACGAAGACAUUUAAAGAGACAUAUGAAGACGCAUACGAAAGAGAAACCGUAUGUUUGUGAGAUAUGCAAUAAAGCGUUUUCUGAACGGGGACAUUUAAAGAUACAUUUAAGGAUGCAUACGAAAGAGAAACCGUAUGUUUGUGAGAUAUGCAAUAAAGCGUUUUCUCAACUUCAAAAUUUAAAGAUACAUUUAAGGACGCAUACGAAAGAGAAACCACAUAUUUGUGAGAUAUGCAAUACAGCUUUUUCUCAACUUCAAAAUUUAAAGAAACAUUUAAGGACGCAUACGAAAGAGAAACCAUAUAUUUGUGAGGUAUGCAGUAAAGCGUUUUCUAAGGCAGGACAUUUAAAGAGACAUUUAAGGACUCAUACUAAAGAGAAACUAUAUAUUUGUUAUAUAUGCAAUAAAGCAUUUUCUCUACGUGAAAAAUUAAAGAAACAUUUGCUGGCUCAUACGAAAGAGAAACCAUAUAUUUGUGAGAUAUGCAAUAAAGCGUUUGCUCUACGAAGACAUUUAAAGAGACAUAUGAAGACGCAUACGAAAGAGAAACCUUAUAUUUGUGAGAUAUGCAAUAAAGCGUUUUCUGAAAGGGAACAUUUAAAGAUACAUUUAAGGAUGCAUACGAAAGAGAAACCGUAUGUUUGUGAGAUAUGCAAUAAAGCGUUUUCUCAACUUCAAAAUUUAAAGAUACAUUUAAGGACGCAUACGAAAGAGAAACCACAUAUUUGUGAGAUAUGCAAUACAGCUUUUUCUCAACUUCAAAAUUUAAAGAAACAUUUAAGGACGCAUACGAAAGAGAAACCAUAUAUUUGUGAGGUAUGCAGUAAAGCGUUUUCUGAGGCAGGAAAUUUAAAGAGACAUUUAAGGACUCAUACUAAAGAGAAACUAUAUAUUUGUGAGAUAUGCAAUAAAGCAUUUUCUCUACGUGAAAAAUUAAAGAAACAUUUGCUGGCUCAUAUGAAAGAGAAAUCAUGUAUUUGUGAGAUAUGCAAUAAAGCGUUUUCUCAACGUGGAAAUUUAAAGAGACAUUUGCUGACUCAUACGAAAGAGAAACCGUAUAUUUGUGAGAUAUGCAAGAAAGCGUUUUCUCAACGGGGAACUUUAAAGACACAUAUAAUUACGCAUACGAAAGAGAAACCAUAUAGUUGUGAGAUAUGCAAUAAAGCAUUUUCUCUACGUGAAUAUUUAAAGAAACAUUUGCUGGCUCAUACGAAAGAGAAACCAUAUAUUUGUGAGAUAUGCAAUAAAGCAUUUUCUCUACGUGGAAAUUUAAAGAAACAUUUGCUGACUCACACGAAAGAGAAACCAUGUAUUUGUGACAUAUGCAAUAAAGCGUUUUCUGAACGGGGACAUUUAAAGAUACAUUUAAGGUCGCAUACGAAAGAGACGUCGCAUAUUUGUCAGAUAUGCAAUAAAGCGUUUUCUCUACGAGGACAUUUAAAGACUCUUUUAAGGACGCAUACGAAAGAGAAACUAUAUAUUUGUGAGAUAUGCAGUAAAGCAUUUGCUCAACGUGAAAAUUUAAAGCUACACUUAAGGACGCAUACGAAAGAGAAACCACAUAUUUGUGAGAUAUGCAAUAAAGCGUUUUCUCAACGGGGACAUUUAAAGACACAUUUAAGGACGCAUACCAAAGAGAAACCAUAUAUUUGUGAGGUAUGCAGUAAAGCGUUUUCUGAGGCAGGAAGUUUAAAGAGACAUUUAAGGACGCAUACGAAAGAGAAACCAUAUAUUUGUGAGAUAUGCAAUAAAGCAUUUUCUCUACGUGGAAAUUUAAAGAAACAUUUGCUGACUCACACGAAAGAGAAACCAUAUAUUUGUGAGAUAUGCAAUAAAGCGUUUUCUCAACGGGCACAUUUAAAGAUACAUUUAAGGACGCAUACGAAAGAGACACCGCAUAUUUGUGAGAUGCAAUAAAGCGUUUUCUCUACGAGGACAUUUAAAGACUCAUUUAAGGACGCAUACGAAAGAAAAAUUACGUAUUUGUGAGAUAUGCAAUACAGCUUUUUCUCAACUGGGACAUUUAAAGAGACAUUUAAGGACGCAUACGAAAGAGAAACCAUAUAUUUGUGAGGUGUGCAGUAAAGCGUUUUCUCUACGUGAAAAUUUAAAGAAACAUUUUCUGAGUCAUACGAAAGAGGAACCAUAUAUUUGUGAGAUAUGCAAUAAAGCGUUUUCUCAACGUGAAAAUUUAAAGAGACAUUUAAGGACGCAUACAAAAGAGAAACCAUAUAUUUGUGAGAUAUGCAAUAAAUCGUUUUCUCGACAGGGACAUUUAAAGACACUUUUCAGGACGCAUACGAAAGAGAAACCACAUAUUUGUGAGAUUUGCAAUAAAGCGUUUACCUUCGACGACAUUUCAGGGAACAUUUGCUGACUGAUACGAAAGAGAAACCAUAUAUUUUCAGAUAUGCAAUAAAACGUUUUCUCAACGUUGACAUUUAAAGACGCAUACCAAAGAGAAACCAUACGUUUGUGAGACUUGCAGUAAAGCGUUUUCUCAUAAAGUAAAUUUAAAGAAACACUUACUGAAUGCAUAAGAAAGAGAAACCGCAUUUUUGGAAUGUAUGCUAUAAAAUGUUUUCUAUUGGAAACAUUUUAUAUUAAUAUUUUCUGACGCAAGCGAAAAAAAAAAAAAACACCUCUGUGUGUAAUUUAGGAUUUACGGCAAAACAAAAGUUGCAGUUCCAUUUAUCAACCGAUUCUAAAGAGUGGCUACAAAGAGUGUCUGUAGUGUUUGUGAUGGGUGUAAUAAAGUAUUUUCUGGUCGAACAUUGUAAGGAGAUAUUCAUUGACGCAUACAAAAGGAAAAUCCUCAUGCCUGCAAGAUAUGCAACAACACGUUUUCUCUGCGAGGAAAUAUGAAAGUGCGUUUAUAGGCUUAUACGAAAUGAAAAUGAGAGAAAUAAAGCCUUUUCUAAAUCGUUAAGUUUAAAGCCACAUUACUUACAAGAAAACCCCGCAUGUUUGAGAUGUAUACAAGAAAAAUUUUUGUCGUCGGAGUAAUUACCAAAAUAUUUUCUGAUGCAUAAUACUAAGCAACCGCAUCGCUACAAAUUGUGCACUUAAAGUGGUGGUUUUUUUUUUUUUUU
Messenger RNA from Argiope bruennichi, 6141 nucleotides. Its product is annotated as zinc finger protein 91-like. The record is from RefSeq and is a predicted model, not a curated record. Gene Ontology annotation, molecular function: DNA-binding transcription factor activity, RNA polymerase II-specific; RNA polymerase II cis-regulatory region sequence-specific DNA binding. The transcript is spliced from 4 exons. Bases 2993 to 4966 code for a protein of 657 amino acids. Lineage: Eukaryota; Metazoa; Arthropoda; Arachnida; Araneae; Araneidae. Gene Ontology annotation, cellular component: nucleus. Gene Ontology annotation, biological process: regulation of transcription by RNA polymerase II; central nervous system development.